Xiphophorus maculatus (southern platyfish) is the source of this 4299-nucleotide messenger RNA. RefSeq names its product NLR family CARD domain-containing protein 3-like. Bases 38 to 3463 code for a protein of 1141 amino acids. The transcript has 11 exons. The record is from RefSeq and is a predicted model, not a curated record. NCBI's taxonomy places the organism in Eukaryota, Metazoa, Chordata, Actinopteri, Cyprinodontiformes, Poeciliidae. Gene Ontology annotation, molecular function: protein binding.
GUGUGGGGAAGAUGAGAGCCAGAGCAAAGGUCAGAGGAUGGAGAAAGUCACACUUAAAAACGAGAAUGAAUCCAAGGACCUGUCCUUCAAAAGCCAUGAUUCAAAGGAUAUAUGGUGGGAUUUUAAAUCAGAUCAACCUCCACCACCAGAGAGGAUGGAGAAAGUCACACUUAAAAACAAGCAUGAAUUUAGGAACCUGUCCUUCAAAAGCCAUAAUUCAAGGGAUAUGUGGUGGGAUUUUAAAUCAGAUCAACCUCCACCACCAGAGAGGACCCAUCAGAAAUUCCAACUUGAACCUGAACUUGAACCACAGCCUGACCUCAUGUCAGUUGUGAGCGAGAACUCUUAUGAUUUUCAUAUUGACUUUGAAUCUUCUGGACCCUCCUCAGAAAGAAUGAGCCAGAAGAUAUCAGAGAUUCCCAGUGGUCCAUCUGGCCCCCCGUAUCAAACACAGCUGGACUCCAUAUUUAUGUUACUGAAGGAAAACAUUGUCACUUUUGUGACGAAUGAGUUGAAGAAGAUCCAGAAGGUUUUGAGUCCAGAAGACCCAGAAUGGUCAGAGUGUGAGAGAGAUGAUGAGGAGUUCGAAGGUGAGAAUGAAGAGCAGAGGAAGAGUAGCAGAGAGGCAGUGAUGAAGAUCACAAUGAACUUCCUGAGAAGGAUGAAACAGGAGGAGCUGGUUGAGCGACUCCAGCGCAAACAUCUUACUGCAAUUGGUCAACAUAAACUAAAAUCCAGUCUGAAGAAAAAGUUCCACUGUGUCUUUGAGGGAAUCGCUAAAGCAGGAAGUCCAACCCUUCUGAACCAGAUCUACACAGAGCUCUACAUCACAGAGGGAGGGACUGGAGGAGUCAAUGAUGAACAUGAGGUCAGACAGAUUGAAACAGCAUCCAGGAAACCACAUAGACCAGAAACAACAAUCCGACAAGAAGACAUCUUUAAAGUCCAACCUGGAAGAGACCAACCAAUCAGAACAGUGAUGACAAAGGGAGUGGCUGGCAUUGGGAAAACAGUCUUAACACAGAAGUUCACUCUGGACUGGGCUGAAGACAAAGCCCACCAGAACAUCCAGUUCAUAUUUCCAUUCACUUUCAGAGAACUGAAUGUGCUGAAAGAGAAAAAGUUCAGCUUGGUGGAACUGAUUCAUCACUUCUUUACCGAAACCAAAGGAAUCUGCAGCUUUGAGCACUUCCAGGUUCUGUUCAUCUUUGAUGGCCUGGAUGAGAGUCGACUUCCUCUGGACUUCCACAACAAGGAGAUCCUGACUGAUGCUACAGAGUCCAGCUCAGUGGAUGUUCUGCUGACAAACCUCAUCAGGGGCAAACUGCUUCCCUCUGCUCUCCUCUGGAUAACCACACGACCUGCAGCAGCCAGCCAGAUCCCUCCUCAGUGUGUUGGCAUGGUAACAGAGGUCAGAGGGUUCACUGACUCACAGAAGGAGGAGUACUUCAGGAAGAGAUUCAGAGAUGAGCAGCAGGCCAGCAGGAUCAUCUCCCACAUGAAGACAUCACGAAGCCUCCACAUCAUGUGCCACAUCCCAGUCUUCUGCUGGAUCACUGCUACAGUUCUGAAGGAUGUGCUGGAGAUCAGAGAGGGAGGAAAGCUGCCUAGCACCCUGACUGAGAUGUACAUCCACUUCCUGGUGGUUCAGACCAAAGUGAAGAAGGUCAAGUAUGAUGAAGGAUCAGAAAAAGAUCCACACUGGAGUCCAGAGAGCAGGAAGAUGAUUGAGUCUCUGGGAAAAUUGGCUUUUGAUCAGCUGCAGAAAGGAAACCUGAUCUUCUAUGAAUCAGACCUGACAGAUUGUGGCAUCGAUAUCAGAGCAGCCUCAGUGUACUCAGGAGUGUUCACACAGAUCUUUAGAGAGGAGAGAGGGCUGUACCAGGACAAGGUGUUCUGCUUCAUCCAUCUGAGUGUUCAGGAGUUUCUGGCUGCUCUUCAUGUCCAUCUGACCUUCAUCAACUCUGGUGUUAACCUGAUGGAAGAAAAACAAUCAGCUAUCCCUACAUUGUUUCACAAAUCAAAAAUAAUAUCUCUACACCAGAAUGCUGUUGACCGGGCCUUACAGAGUUCAAAUGGACACCUGGACCUGCUGCUCCGUUUUCUGCUGGGACUUUCACUGCAGACCAAUCAGAGACUCCUUAAAGGUCUGUUUACACAGACAGGAAGUUGUUCUCAGAGCAAUCAGAGACUUUUACAAGGUCUGCUUGUACAGACAGGAAGUAGCUCUCAGACCAAUCAGAAAAUAGUUCAAUAUAUCAAGGAGAAGAUCAAUGAGAAUGUGUCUGCAGAGAAAAGCAUCAAUCUGUUCCACUGUCUGAAUGAACUGAAUGAUUGUUCUCUAGUGGAGGAGAUCCAACAGUCUCUGAGUUCAGGAAGUCUCUCAACAGACAAACUGUCUCCUGCUCAGUGGUCAGCUCUGGGUUUCAUUUUGUUGUCAUCAGGAGAAGAUCUGGAUGUGUUUGAUCUGACGAAAUACUCUGCUUCAGAGGAGGCUCUUCUGAGGCUGCUGCCAGUGGUUAAAGCCUCCAACAAAGCUCUACUGAGUAACUGCAACCUUUCAGAGAGAAGCUGUGAAGCUCUGUCCUCAGUUCUCAGGUCCCAGUCUUCAAGUCUCAAAGAACUGGACCUGAAAAACAAUAGUUUGAAGGAUUCAGGAGUGAAGCUUCUAUCUGAUGGACUAAGGAGUCCAUACUGCAAACUAGAGAAACUAACCUUGUCAGGCUGCCUGAUCACAGAAGAUGGCUGUGCUUCUCUGGUAUCAGCACUCAAAUCAAACCCCCAUCAUCUUCAAGAGUUGGAUUUGAGCUACAAUCACCCAGGUGACUCAGGAGUGAAUAUGCUUUCGGCUGGACUGAGAGAUCCACAUUGGAGACUUGAAAUGCUAAGGGUGGAGCCUGCUGGUAACCGAUAUUUAAAACCAGGUCCAUGGAGGUAUUCAUGUCAGCUGACAUUUGACCGAGACACAAUAAACCAAAACUUCCAACUUUCAAACAACGACAGGAAGGUGACAGAUAUGCAGAAGGCUCACUCAGAUACUGAUUAUCUAGACAGAAGAAAUAUUCCUCAGCUGCUGUGUAGAAAUGUUAUCAGUGAUCGCUGUUAUUGGGAGGUUGAGUGGAGAGGAAAAAUAGAGAUAUCAGUAACUUAUAGAGGAAUCCGUAGGAGAGGACUUACUAAUGACUCUGUGUGUGCAAAGAGUGAUGAUUCCUGGAGUUUGAGCUGCUCUGACGACGGUUACACUGUCAGUCAUUAUAAGAACAGGAAGCUCCUUUCAUCAUCCUCUUUUUCCACUGUUUCUAACAGAGUAGCCGUGUAUGUGGACUGUCCUGCUGGCAGUCUGUCCUUUUACAGAGUUUCCUCUGACUCUCUAAUCCACCUCCACACCUUCAACACCACAUUCACUGAUACCUUGUAUCCUGGAUUUACAGUCCUACCGGGCUCCUCAGUGUUCCUGUGUUGAGUAUUAAUUUCUUGCCUUCCAUACCAUACUUGAUGGUUGACAUACAAAUUGUUCAUUUGUUUUCAAGUCAAGUUACUGUGGUUGUGACAUAUUUAGGUUUUGAGGUCCAAACGAGUGAUACGCCUUCCACAGCCAAUUCUUAAGGCUAACUGUAGACUGAUAACAAAUUAAGAACUUGACAACUUAUGAUCAUGCUUAAAAUGCUGUCAGGGUGGUUUAUAAAUGAAAAUACUAUAUGGUUAUUUAUUUUUGUUAUGCGGAUCAGAAUUAUAUAUCUGUAAACUACAUUUUAUAUAAACAGCAGUUCUCUUUUACUCCAGUCUUGGACUUCACUUGUUCUGUAUUGUUAAAAAUGAUCUGUGUUCCCACUUGUGUUUUACUGUAAGAUGUUGACUUCUGAUGCUCUCUGUUCUUAUCUAUAGGGCAUCAUGAAUAUAUGGGCAGUGCUAUGAAAAUUAACUUCAAUCCAGAUUUCUUCUUCUCUAACUUUCCUGUCUAACUUAAAUGUUCCAAAUCAUCAAACAAAUUUUUUAUAACAGACAAAUAGAAAGUAAAUGACAAAAGAUUAUUUCAUUUAUUACAGGAAAAAAGCUUGGGAAAAAUGGGUGUGAAUAAAACUUAUUUAAUCAUUUUCAUUCUCCUUCCCAUCAAUAUUUUCAUGAUUCCUGCGUGAAUUUAUACAACUCAAAAAGUCUUUAAACAAACAAGUUCAUGUACAUAUACCAUAAAUAUACACAAUCACAAGUGCUUGCACACAUAGAAAGGUAUUUUGUUCUAUAUAACACAGUAGGAGUGUAACAGGUAAACAUUUUAUGGAUGCAAACUCGACUAAAAGC